Messenger RNA from Chlamydomonas reinhardtii, 1197 nucleotides. RefSeq lists its product as uncharacterized. The transcript has a single exon. NCBI's taxonomy places the organism in Eukaryota, Viridiplantae, Chlorophyta, Chlorophyceae, Chlamydomonadales, Chlamydomonadaceae. The record is from RefSeq and is a predicted model, not a curated record. Bases 356 to 547 code for a protein of 63 amino acids.
AUGACGCCGAAUUGUUGCAGAUCGGUAGCGUUGCAAAGUUGUAGUUGUUUCAAUCGCGCCUGGCCUAAAUAGCUGCGGGGACAAAACAUCGCGACCGAGCUCGGCCGGGCCCGCCAAAGCGCCCGUCUUAGUACCUUAUACAAGCCUCUAGGGCUCAUCCCCUAGCCCGCGAGCCUUGGCUCGCGUGGGGGCGCACAACAUCUUAGUUGUCGACCUUGGCUUUCGUUUCCAAAUUUUUGUCGCCUGCUCCGGGCGCUUUUAUCAGAUUGGUUCAGACAGGGUUGGGGUUCAGACAGGCGCUCAGCGCCGAGCUUUGGGUUCGAAGUUCCAUGGCGGCCCGCGGGCGGCUGGUCGCAUGAGUUCUUCGGUGUUGUGUUGUCAGUGGUUUCUGUGUUUGCAGGUAGUGGGUAGCCCUCGUGGUCGCCCUUGGCCCGGCGCAACGGCUGGCGCAUCGGUGCCUCGCCUGUGUGCUCCUCGGCGCCUUUCCUCGUGGCGCCCAGUCAGCCGUCGUCUCUGUCUGCGGUCUUCCUGGCUCUGCAGAUUUUAGCCCUGGGGGUUUUAGCUCGCAGCAUACGGUUCACGGACCGGUAGGCGCGUGGUGACCGCAGUCGGGUAGUCCCGGGUUUGGGGUGUGUGUGCACGGGCGGCUGUUGCCCGGGCGCCCGGGCGACUGUUGGCUCUUCUCGUCUCCGAGUGCCGCUGGGGCUUGUGUGGAGGGUCGGCCUGGGUCGUUGGUUGGACGGAUGGGGGGUGGUGCGCCCUUUGAGAGGGGCUGUGGUGUGCUGUGGCUUGGUGGUGUUUCGGCUUGGCUUCCGGUUCCAGUUGUGCCUCGGCACAGACUAUCAGACAUGGGCCUUCGGGCCAAGACAUUGCGCGUCUCUGACGCCAGCCAUCGUCUUCGGACGUGAUAUUUGUGUGGUGCUUGCGUUUGAUGGGGCUGUCGGCAGACCACUGGCCUGUCGUUCCUUGUUUUGCGUUGGUGCUGCCGCCAAAAGACCUAAACGAGAUGAGGGGUGUUACGUGGCGGUGGGGCUUUGGCGGGCUUCGGCUUGGCUUCGACUCAUGCGCGUAACGCUAUGAAGGUCGGCAGUCAACCAGGGGGUGGGUGUUUCUCUCUGGGCCGGAGACGGUCCCUCGCGGCGUGGGUACGGUGUGCCCCCGCUUGUCGGACUGUCCCUUCAAUUGUAAUUCGCAUCC